AUGCCAGCUACGCUGUCGACGGCUACCACAACCUCCGCUACCUGUCUGAGUCCGCCUGGCGUCACACCAGCGCGAGGAAACCUGACGGCGGACCAGCGUCACGUCAUCUACGAUACGCUGUUAGAGAGGUCGUCACAUGGAAAGCUUCCGUACGGAGCUAUGCAGGACCUUGCUCUAAAGUAUGAGUGUCACUGGCGCACCAUAUCUCGUGUGUGGGUACGAGGACGAGCGUCCCUCGCCAACGGCAACGAGGUUGCGCAUGUUGCAUCCCAACUCAAGGAGAUCGAGAAAAGCAUCAAGUCGGUUCCGCAUUUUACUCGGCAAACCCUCCGGUCUUUGGCGUACCAAUCCAAGAUACCAAAGACGACGAUCAUACGCCACAUGAGCGAGACCAAACGACUCAAGGCGGGCUCGAGCUACGUCAAGCCGCUGCUCACUCAAGACAACACGAAGGCGCGCCUCGACUUCGCAAUGAAUUUUGUUCGACCUUCAACAAGUGGAGUCUACUUCCAGUCUCUGUAA
Molecule: messenger RNA, 522 nt
Organism: Aphanomyces astaci
Lineage: Eukaryota; Oomycota; Saprolegniomycetes; Saprolegniales; Verrucalvaceae
Exons: 2
Coding region: 1-522 (173 amino acids)
Source: RefSeq, a predicted model, not a curated record